Molecule: messenger RNA, 1917 nt
Organism: Cuculus canorus (common cuckoo)
Lineage: Eukaryota; Metazoa; Chordata; Aves; Cuculiformes; Cuculidae
Gene: PLCZ1
Product: phospholipase C zeta 1
Exons: 13
Coding region: 1-1917 (638 amino acids)
Biological process (GO): lipid metabolic process; intracellular signal transduction; positive regulation of cytosolic calcium ion concentration involved in egg activation
Cellular component (GO): nucleus
Molecular function (GO): phosphatidylinositol-4,5-bisphosphate phospholipase C activity
Source: RefSeq, a predicted model, not a curated record
AUGGAGGAAAACAGAUGGUUUCUGUCCAUCAUUCAGAAUGAGUUCAGGUCUGGGAAAAUUGAUUUAGACCACACAAUGAAGCUCCUUGAAAAACUGCAGUUACCUUUGGAUUUUGCACAUGUAAAACACGUUUUCAAGAAAAUUGUUGACAAACGAAAGGAAAAUACAAUUAACAUGGAAGACUUCCGGGCAAUUUAUCGCACUAUUGUACACAGACCUGAAUUUCUUGAACUUUUCUCUAAUUACUCUCAAAACAGCAAAUUUCUAGCUGACACCCAGCUCAUUGAAUUUCUCAGAAAAGAACAAUAUGAAACUAAAGAUUGUGAAAUGACUGCUUUAGAAAUUAUUUUGAAGUAUGAACCCAUUGAAGAAGUGAAGAAAAGAAAGCAGAUGUCAUUUGAAGGAUUUAUAAGGUACAUGAAUUCAGAAGACUGUGCAAUAUUUAGAAAAGAUCACAGGACAGUCUACCAAGAUAUGAACCACCCGUUAUGUGACUACUUCAUUUCAUCUUCUCACAACACCUACUUGGUAUCUGACCAGCUGGUAGGGCCCAGUGAUUUAUGGGGAUAUACCAGUGCUCUCUUAAAAGGAUGUCGUUGUGUGGAAAUUGACUGCUGGAAUGGCUCAAACAAUGAACCUAUUGUGUAUCAUGGUCACACUUUAACGAGCAAAAUUCCAUUUCGUUCUGUAAUUCAAGUGAUUGACAAGUAUGCAUUUAUGGUAUCUGACUAUCCACUUGUACUGUCUUUGGAGAACCACUGCAGCCCUCAGCAACAGGAAGUAAUGGCAGAUUAUUUAGAAAAUAUUCUAGGUGACAAACUUCUUACUUCAACAAUUGGUGAUACACAGGUGACUCAGCUACCUUCUCCUGAGGAAUUAAAAUUCAAAAUUCUGUUAAAAAAUAAAAAAGUUGGAACAAUUGAGGAUGGUCUUCUCAGGAGAGAAUCUGGCAGUCGUGGUGAGGCAGUGGAAAUUUCUGAUUCUGAAAAUAUAACUGAAGAAGAUGAUACUGAUGAUAAAACUCCUCUUUACCCAAGGAGAACUUCUGCAAAAAGAAAAAGUGAUCAUAGAUCUUCACCCCCACCUAGAAAAAAGUCAAAGAUUAAGAAGAUAAAAAUUGCUGUUGCACUGUCAGACCUUGUGAUUUACACGAAGUCUGAGAAGUUUGUGAGCUUUGAGCAUUCCCUAUCUAAUCAGAAGUGCUAUGAAAAUAAUUCAAUCGGGGAGCUUCAAGCACGGAAGUUUGUAAAAAAUUCAGCUAAAGAGUUUGUUUCUCAUACAUCAAGAUUCAUUACAAGAAUCUACCCCAGAGGAUCAAGAACGACCUCUUCAAAUUAUAAUCCUCAAGAGUUCUGGAACGUGGGGUGCCAAAUGGUGGCCUUAAACUUCCAGACCCCGGGACUACAAAUGGAAUUGCAAAAUGGAAAAUUCCUAGACAAUGGUGGUUGUGGUUAUAUUCUGAAACCAGAAUUCUUGAGAAAUUGCAAUUCAACCUUUACCCCACAAAAUGUGGGAAGUCACGGUAAUCCAAUGUGUCUGUCCAUAAAGGUCAUAUGCGGUCAUCAGUUACCACCCAGUAGCCUGUCGAAGACUAACAAAGCUGACCCUUUAGUGCAGGUAGAAAUUUACGGUGUGCCACAAGAUCAAGCAAAAAAGAAAUCUUCUGUUGUAAAGAGCAAUGCUUUGAACCCUAGAUGGGAUGAAACUUUCUCUUUUACCGUCCAAGUUCCAGAACUGGCAUUGAUACGUUUCUGUGUGGAGGAUGAAAUAUCUCUGGUUUCAAAUGAAUUCCUUGGUCAAUACACUUUACCACUAAUGAGCCUGAGAAAAGGUUACUGUAACGUUCCCCUGUUGUCUAAAGAUGGUGGCAAUCUUGAAGGUGCAUCACUGUUUGUUCAUGUCUGGUACUACCAAUGA